Messenger RNA from Chara braunii, 2531 nucleotides. The record is from the annotation of a GenBank genome assembly. NCBI's taxonomy places the organism in Eukaryota, Viridiplantae, Streptophyta, Charophyceae, Charales, Characeae.
UAACCACGUUUGUCAGGUGUUUACCUGAGAACAUGAAGAACUUACUAGCCAGUGAGGCACGCACUGAGUACCACUCAUUUGAGACAUUGUCUAGGAAAGCUUUAGACUUAGAGGCCACGCUAGGCAAUGCUCAACCCACCUCAGGGAAUGACUCAAAGAAGAAGAAGAGUCCUCAGGAGUGGAAGAAGAAGGGGGCGAAGUUGAUGAUGGUUGAGUCUGAUGGGACUCAAACUGAGGGUAGCACCCUCGCCGCGGUAGUUAAGACUAAGGGAGGUGGUCGAGGGAAGGGCCAACCUAGGAGUCAAGGGAAGGCCGCCUCCAAUCAGUCCAAACAGGCUAAGUGGGUCAAGGCAGGUCUUGACCAGGACGUGUGGCGUGACCGCCGAUCGCGUGGCGCUUGUAUCAACUGCGGUGAAUACGGACACACGCAGUGGAAGUGCCCGAACGCUAAGGUUAGCGAGGGCAUUGACUUUUCUGACAGGGCUGGGCGUGCUGUGGUGAUCACUGGCAUCCCCUAUGCCACGAGAACAGAUCCCAGGGUUACCUUGAAACGUCAGUAUCUGGACGAACAAGCAGGGAAAGUACAGGGACAGAAUUGUCUGUCGGGAGAAAGCUGGUAUACGCAAGAGGCAACAAGAGCAGUCAACCAAGCGAUGGGAAGAGUUAUUCGACAUCGAAGCGAUUUCGGAGCAAUCAUUCUGUGCGAUGAGCGGUUUGGAACUUCUGGCAUGACGUAUCAGUUGUCUAAGUGGCUACGUCCACACCUGAAACACUAUGCCAAGUUUGGAGAUGCUGCAUUCGGGCUCACAAAAUUCUUUCGGGAAAUGCAAGGCCCAGAGCAAGGUUCGUCAAGAUAUUUCACUGAAGAGGUGGCAUUUACAGAUGCAGCUCGAGUCGGAAUACCGGGAGUCAAACGAAAAUCAGACAUUCUGUCAGAAGACAACACCAGAGGACGGUCCUUUGCUGCCGCCCAUGAAGUGGGCCAGAGUGGUACAGCUGAACUCCAACAGAAACCGCCAUGGGGUUUUAGUCCGCCGCCUCAAUUUCCUACAGUGGCUCCCACCUCCGAGGAGGGGCAGAAUUAUGCAGCAGCGCGUGGCGAAAAUAGUCAGCCUCAACGGUGUGGGCCACCACCAGUGCACCUGCGGGACGCUCUCAAGUCUCAACUGGGACAGAAUCGCGAAUCGAUGAAUAAUGGUAAGAACGAUUCGCUGCUGGGUUAUCGGCUGCCAGCGCACUUGCCCGCAGCUCUCAACUCCUCCAAAGUGGGGCAGAAUCGUGCGGCAGUUAUUUCAGAUCAAAGACAGAAGAUGAUGGCUGAACCAGCAGCCGUCUCCGCAAAAGCCAGUGGUGGUAGUGGCGACAAUCCAACGGCCGAAAUCGCAGGGUUUCCGAAACGCCGCGAAUCUGCUCUGUCCAUCUUGACGGCGAAGCGAUUGCAAGGAAGCAAGAACCUCAGCGCAAUCCAUAUCACAGCUGCCAAGGACGCCGCGGGGUCGGCAUGUGGAACUCUCGGCAUCAGUAGCUCCCAACGAAUGAUGCAGCCGUCGCACCAGCAGCCAGAACCACUGCAGCCGCUCGUUGUGGGGCCUGCACUUGUUAUGGAUGAAAUCAAGAAGAAGCGGAGGCUCGAGGCCACACCUGCAGCAAGUGCCUUCUCGUUCAUCGGCAGCCCUGCAAGGAAGAAAGCCGAGAAGAAAGAGAGCGCUGACGCCAACGUUAACGGCGGGGUAUCACUGAAAGAAACUUGUGUUGAAGUAGUGAAGAAGGAUUCCAGCAUGUUUCCCUCCAAGACUCCACCUCAGGCAUGUAUGAAGCAAAGUGGAGUUGGGACCAGGACUGGUACUGGUACUGGUACUGGUACUGGGACUGGGACUGGGACUGGGACUGGGGCAGCUGAUGAUCAUGGACAAUUGGGAGCUGGAGGUCCCAACAUGUCCCAACAUGUCCCGACGAGUCCCAGUUUGACCCAAGCUUCAAGCCAGGGGCCAAGAUGUCAAAAUGGGCCUGAGUUUGUGAAGGAGGUCAAAGCAGUCCUGAGUACCGGAGAGUUUAUCGCAUUCUUUUCGUACAUGAAGUCGAUGAAGCAGGGGUGCGAGGGCGGUAUGGAAUCUGUUCUUCAGAAGGUGGCCUCCCUCUUUUCUGUACCGGAGCGAUACUCCUUGUUGGAGAGGUUUAGCGCAUUUGUUCCGUCGCAGUACAAACCAAUGUUCCAACAACUUUUGAAGACCCACUCAUGUGAUGUAUCAAAGAAUUCCAAACACAACUCCUCCUAAGUGCAGGUUGAUGUUCAGACAUGCGCCACAACUGUCAUCCCCGACGAUAGCGAAGUAUAUAAUAUAAUGAGCGCUGAAGCCUCUCAAUCCUUCAUAAUGUGUACGCCGGCUCCAGUGUUCGAUUCACUUCAGAUGAAGAAGGUUUGAAGAGUCACAGCGGAGUGACAGUGAUCCGUUGAUCUCGGCCGUUUAUUUCCAAGGAGAGGCAACCAGGAUCCUCCGUCUUGGCUCCGAAUUUCCGACCCCAACUUUCUA